Phragmites australis (common reed) is the source of this 1436-nucleotide messenger RNA. RefSeq names its product 36.4 kDa proline-rich protein-like. The transcript has 2 exons. The record is from RefSeq and is a predicted model, not a curated record. The coding region runs from base 116 to 1048 and encodes 310 amino acids. Lineage: Eukaryota; Viridiplantae; Streptophyta; Magnoliopsida; Poales; Poaceae.
CUAGAUGUUCACAGGCCUCCCUUGCAAGCUCACUCUUCUAUAAAACUGCAUUACUCCGAAGCCCUAGAGCGCACACUUCUACACUCUAGUAAUACUACCACACUCAGCAGCAGCCAUGGAGGCGAGCAGCAAGAGGCUCCGGCCCUUUCUCCUCACGCUUCUGCUGCUGCUCUCCACCGCCGUGACGCCCAUCCUCUCUUGCGACUGCGACAAGCCCAAAGCGCCGAAGCCGUCGCACCCGCCCAAGAGCAAGCCCUCCUACCCGUCGCCCAAGCCCAAGAACCCCAAGCCGCCCAAGAACCACAAGCCGCCCAAGGGCCCCACCUACCCGUCUCCGGUGAACCACCCGCCCAAGAGCCCCUCCUACCCGCCGGUCGUCGGCCGGCCCAAGGGCCCCGUCACGCACCCGCCAGUCGUCGGACGACCACCGGUGACUCGCCCGCCCGUCGUCGGACGACCACCGGUGACUCGCCCGCCCGUCGUCGGACGACCACCGGUGACGCGCCCGCCCUUCGUCGGCCCACCUGUCACGCGUCCGCCGGUGACAUACCCGCCGAUCCCCACCCCUCCGGUCGUGGGCCCCCCGGUCACCUACCCGCCGAUCACUGGCCCUCCGACGACGCCUCCGGGCACCGGCCCACCGGUCACGUACCCUCCCAUCACCGGCCCGCCGUCCACGAUGCCUCCUGUCACCGGUCCACCCGUCACGUACCCGCCCGGCGGCGGUGGAGGCAGCACGACGCCUUGCCCACCGCCACCACCGCCUGUGACCCCGACGCCGUCGUCGCCGACAUGCCCGGUGGACUCGCUGAAGAUCGGUGCGUGCGUGGACCUGCUGGGCGGGCUGGUGCACAUCGGCCUCGGCGACCCGGUUGUGAACAAGUGCUGCCCGCUGCUGGAGGGGCUCGUGGAGCUGGAGGCGGCCGUGUGCCUCUGCACCACCAUCAAGCUCAAGCUCCUCAACAUCAACAUCUACCUGCCCAUCGCGCUCCAGCUCCUCCUCACCUGCGGCAAGGCGCCGCCGCCCGGCUACACCUGCACCGUCUGAUCAACCCUCCCAUCCAUGCAUGCAUGCAUGUAUGUACGGCUCUUUGGAGUGCGGCGUUGCUUUGGUAGUUUGAAGAGAGAUCGACAUGAGAGGAUGCCGUCUGCUUCCUACCAGCUAGGCCCUAGGCUCCAGUGGAGGGACAGGCCGAUCAGCUAAAGACGAAUGGAUUGAUCUCUCCGUGUCUGUUUAACUUUGUUGUAGUUUUUAACUUGUUUAGUUGUUAAUUUUGAGUUUGGUCUCUGCUUGAUUUGUGGUUUGGUUAAGUUUGAUGCGAGAGGGGUGAAGAUCAAUUGUUUGUAUCAUCAUGAACUCAUGAUGAAGAGCAAGGACGAGCGAGACUCGUGUUGCAUAUCUUCAAUAAUCUGCAGAUCGACUACUUGUUUUUGUC